Molecule: messenger RNA, 382 nt
Organism: Pocillopora damicornis (cauliflower coral)
Lineage: Eukaryota; Metazoa; Cnidaria; Anthozoa; Scleractinia; Pocilloporidae
Source: RefSeq, a predicted model, not a curated record
GCGGCCUUGGCAGUGAGAGAAGCUCUCAUUCCUGCUUUUGAAGCCUUCAUUGGAGGAAUUUCUAAAGCAGCCGGCUUCUUCUCUGUUAUGGAGCACGAAUUGCAAAAGUUUGAAAACAACGCUAAGAAGAGCGUGGACGACCCUCAAUUUAUCUUCUUCAAAGUGAUGUCGGUUGAAGCCAAGGAUAUGAAGUCUAUUUGCCAAGUGUUCUAUGCAGGCUUACCAGAUGUCAAGACCGACUUCAAAGCCCUGCCUACCGAGGGCACAGACCGCAACUACGUGGACGAAUGGCUGGAAAAACAGAAAAAGAUGAUCGAAGAAGAAUGUAGAGGUAAGCUUGCCACGAAGAUGCUGAGAGCCAUUGCACAUGCAUUGGAGUAAA